GCCACGAGAUUGAGUUGCGCAGCACAUAUCCUGAACACAGUAUUGCAUACCACACUUAGGAAACCUGCUGAGGACGAUUUGUUUGGCGAAGAGGUAUCUGGUGUCUUUGAGUCCGCUAAGUCGCUUGUGACUUAUUUUAAGCAGUCACAUCUCCAGAAUCGUCUGCAAAAAACACUGAAAGCAUCCGUGGAGACGCGAUGGAACUCGCUUCACACGAUGCUGGACUCCAUUAGCAGCCAGUACGAGACCAUCCGUGCUCUUCUGGAGGAACGUGACGAAGAACACCGUUUAAACUGCAUGAGCAAGGAGACUUUGCAUGACAUUGUGAAUUUUUUGGCACGAUUCAAAGAAGCCACAAAAGCCCUGGAAGCAUCCAAAACUCCGACCAUUCACUUGACAGCUGUGUGGUUGGAGCGCCUCAGACGUCACCUUCAGCCGUCUUCUACCAACAGUCUGACAUUGUCAUCGCUUAAAGAAAAAUGCCUCAAGAUUUUAACUGAGAAAUUUGAGCUGCAUCUCUUGCACAAGCUGGCAAUGUUCUUGCAUCCAAAGUUGAAAAGCCUAAAGCUGCUGGCAGACCAUGGUGAAAUUAUGGGAGUUCAUAGCGAAGCACGGCAUCUUGUGAAAGAACUCGAGGAGAAACGCGAAGAUCUGCUAUCAGGCCGCAGCAUGUCGGCGGCCCCAGCUGCGAAGAGAGUUCGUUUGGUUUCAACAGUUGAUCGUUUGUCAGACGUAGAGGACUCCAGCGAUGACACUGUGCUGCCCGAGGACGAGGUCUCUGCAUACAUCGAGUUCAAGCCACCCAAGGGGGAUCCUUUCGAUGUUUUGCUGUGGUGGAAGGAGCAUGCGAAAACAUUUCCCAACCUGGCAAAGAUUGCGCGGAAUGUUCUCUCCAUCCCAGCAUCGAGCGCUGCGAGUGAGAGAGACUUUUCCACAGCUGGAUUUGUAAUUCAAGAACGGAGAACGCAACUUAAACCUGGGACUGUGGACGACAUCCUUUUCCUGCACAGUAACCUUAAGGAAAAGUAAAUGCAUAGGCAUAGGCCUAUAGUCUAUUGUUUGUGAGCGACAGGCUCAAGUUGGUUUUUUUGUCUUGUUCUUUUUUUUUCAUUAAUAGGUCUAUUUGCGUAUAGUUAUCAGGUUCCAUAGCCUAUUUAAGUGCCGAUGGUAGGCUACUUGAAUGGCGCAAAACAAAUCGCACUUUAGCCUGUUUCAUUAGUCCAUUCAUGACGCUGUUGUGAUGUUGAGAGAGGUGCGAGAUAAAAAAUAAAGCACUUUAAUUGGAAUGAUUUUAGCGUGUGUGAUUUAUCGCGGGCACGGAUCGGGUAACGGGCCAAAUAUUAACGGGUCUGGGCGGGUGCGGAUUUAAUUUUGAUAUUAUCACGGGUGACGGGUCGGAUCUGGUGCUGAACUUUGCAGGUACGGGCGGGGGCGGGUCUCCAAAAAUGGACCCGUGCAGGACUCUGGAGGGGUCUUUAUCAGGUCAAAAGCCAAAUGGCUAGAGGAUGGAGAGACUAAUUCCAGUUAUUUUUUUGCGUUAGAGAAGAGGAAUUGCAGGAGAAAUUUUUUGACAGCUCUAAAUAUUAAUGGUGUCAAGUGCACUGAUCCUAAUCUAAUUUCUAAUUUUAUCACAAGCUUUUAUGACAAACUUUACACUUCCGAAUUUAAUAUGGAUAAUUGUGAGACUUUUGUCGAAACAAUUAAAAACUAUAUUCCUACCAUUGAUAAUGAUUUUAAAGACCUCCGUGAGUCUACUUUAACAAUUGGGGAAAUUAAAUCUGCUCUCUUCUCUAUGAAGAAAGGGAAAUCCCAGAUUUUCUGUCGAAUUUUACGUCCAUUUUUGGGACUUAAUAAAAUCCCCUCUGCUUUGCAUGUACGAAGAAAGUAUUGCUCAGAAGGAAAUGACUACAUCAAUGAAACAGGGUAUAAUUUCUCUUAUUCCAAAACCUGAAAAAGAUUCUCUCUUAAUUGAUAAUUGGCGACCAAUUACACUCUUAACAGUUGAUUAUAAGAUCUUGGCCUUGGUAUAUGCUAAUAGAUUGAAACUUAAGCUUAAUCAAAUUAUUGCGGAAAUGCAGUCAGGUUUUGUCAAAGGUAGGCAUAUUAGCAAUAAUAUAAGACUUGUUUUAGAUUUACUGGAUUAUGCUGAUUUUGUGCACUCUAAAGCCAUUAUUCUUUUCUUAGGUUUUAAUAAGGCCUUCGACACCAUUGAACAUGGAUUUCUCCUGCAAUCUCUCAAACUGGUUUUGGGGAUUCUUUUGUUAACAUAAUUGAAAUGUUUUAUAAAAGGAAUUAGUAGUUCCGUCAUAGUCAAUAUGUACACCUCUCAAAGAUUUGCUAUAAAGCGUGGUGUCAGACAGGGUUGCCCGAUUUCACCCUUUCUAUUUAUUUUGGUUACUGAGCUAUUAUCAUUGAGUAUUAUGCACAAUCAGAGCUUAAAAGGUAUCUCCAUCUUCGAUAGGGAAAUCAAAAUUUCGCAGCUGGCUGAUGACACCACUCUUUUUUUAAAGGAUAAAAGUCAAAUCUCUAGUGCCAUUCAGAUAGUUAAAAAGUUCUCGUAUGCUUCUGGGUUAAAGUUAAAUAUGUCCAAGUGUGAGAUAAUGUCUCUGCAUAAUUGCGACGAUACGUUAAUUGAUGGUAUUCCAGUCAAAGACACAAUAAAGUAUUUAGGUAUUUAUUUAACUAAAAAUUUAGUAGCCAGACAGCAACUUAAUUUUUCUAGUCGGAUUAAGAAAACCCAAAAUAUUUUUAAUCUUUGGUUACAAAGAGAUCUAUCUCUCUAUGGUAGGGUUUUUCUUUCGAAAGCAGAAGGUCUUUCUCGCUUCAUGUAUCUCUUUAUAUGUGACUGAUUUUACUGCCAAAAGUGUCAAUAAAAUUUUCCUUGACUUUAUAUGGAAAAACAGGUCUCAUAAACUUAAAAAAGCAGUAAUUUCCAACUGUAGAAGUGAUGGGAGACUAGAAGUGUUAAAUUUUCAUAACAUUAUUAAUGUGUUUAAAAUAAACUGGCUUAAAAGAUGUCUAAUAAAUCCAAAUUCUUUAUGGUUUUUUAUUCCUAAUUAUAUAUAAUAAAAUUGGAGGCCUAACUUUUAUCUUAAAAUGUAAUUAUAUGUAUAAUAAACUCCCGGUUAAACUAUCUAAUUUCCAUCAGCAGGCUCUUCUUGCAUGGAAAUUGUGUUACAUCCACAAUUUUUCACCACACAAAACUCUUCUGUGGAAUAAUAUGAAUAUAACUGUCAGAAACAAAUCUCUCUUUUUCCCCAAUUGGUUUAAUAGAGGUUUAACUUAUAUUCUUUCUUUAUUUGACAAUUCUGGUAAUAUCUUGUCCUAUGAAUGCUUUAUGACUGUUCAUGACUUCCCUAUUCCUUUUAAAGAAUAUAAUACCGUGAUUAAAGCUAUUCCCACAGGUCUAGUGCAUCUGGUUAAGAGCCACAUAUUGUACAACCAGAAAGAUACAAAGGAGUCGGCUUUGUUAUUGGAUGGCAUUAGCAUUUAUGACAAGAAAUGUAAUAAUAAACACAUCCGACAAGUUUUUCAGAAAAGAGACCAAAUUCGCCCUAGAGGCAGAUCUCAUUGGGCUGCCCUAAUUGAUAAUAUCAACUGGAGAAAAGCAUGGUUGUUAGCCUAUAAAUAUUGCAUUCCUAAUAAGACUAAAGAAGUCCACUUUAAAAUACUGCAUAAGAUAUACCUGGUUAAUUCAACAAUAUCCAAAUAUGUUGAUAUUCCUAGUACUUGCUCAUUUUGUGGUCAUGAAGACGAAACAUUGAUACAUUUAUUCUAUUCUUGUGAAUUGGUUCAAAAGUUUUGGUCUAACUUAUACUCCCAUUUAAAUAAUACCCCCAUUAAUACACAAUCUUUUAAUUUGAAAGAUAAUAUUUGUUAUUACACUGAUUCCAACAAAUCUAAAGAAUAUAUUUUCAAUUUUUUUAUUUUGUUUACAUUUUUCAUCCAUAAACAGAAAUUUAUGAGCUCACUUCCUACUCUCUCACAUUUUUUGAUUGAGGUAGACUCGCUGCUUAAAUCUUUUAGGUUAACUAGUAAUGCAAAAUGUGAUCGAUUCCUAAAGCUAUAUGAACAAUUCUUUUGUAAUGGCUCUGAUGGUCAAGUUUAAUCAGCUUUGUAUUGACCUUUUUUUUUUUUUUUUUCCCCGAUUACUUAUUUCUUAGUAUUGUUUCCCCAUAAAUGUAUGGUACUUAUCCCCUUAUUUCUCCCUUUUUUGUCCCUUGUCUUUUAUAUCCUCUUCAUAUUUACGUAAAUUAUUCUUAACACUUCUUUUAGAUAUUUGACUCUACAUACAAAGGUCUUUUAUUUCUUAAUUCAAAGUUUUUUUUUUAUCUUUUGGUUCGGUCUUAAAAAUUACAGUGCAAGCGCUAAGUGAACCAGGACUAAAUGUAUUAUUUCUUUUAUUGUUCCAGACAAUAGCAAGAGAACCAAACUACCAGUGUGAACACACCCUAAAUGAACAUUUAAAGUAAAAGUUCUUCUUUGGCAAAAUAACAUUUCUUUAAUAGCCUAAACACAGGCUGUACUCCCUUCAAACUUAAAUUGUCACUGUUUCCGUCACUGCAACUUCCCAAACACACACACAAGAAAUUAAAUAUGUUCAGCCCAAGCAAAGGCUGAAUAUAGGCUUUAUUAGUUUAUUGUCAUAUACAUACAGUGCUUCACAGCUGUUUCAUAACAUAUACCUAGCACUUGAUUCGUCCUGGUUAACUCUUUCAGGAAAACGCUCCCACGUGGUACUUUUCUUUCAAUCCUUUUGUUUUUAAUUCUCCUUUUUUAAAUAUAUCUCAGAUCUGUUUUGCCUCCAGUGCUGCUUAAACAAGUGGACCCCGAAACUGCAUAGCUUAUCCGAAUCUGUGCAUGACUAAUGUGUGGUAACACUUUACUGAAUGAUCCACUUUAGACAGUCUACUAAUAAGUAACUUUGCAACUACUUGUCAACUAGCAGUCAUUAAAGUAUUAUUAGACUGUCUGCUUAAUAUCUGCUAACACUUUAUUUUGAUGGUCCCCCAACAGACAUUCGACUAUAAGUAACUUUGUAACUACUUGUCAAUUUAUUCUACUAACCCGAACCCUAACACCCACACAGACACACAUUACCUCAGUCUACUAAUACUCUAAUGAGAGUUAGUCGACAUGUAUUUGGAAAGUUACUUAUAGUUAGUAGAAUGUAAAAAGUGGACCAUCAAAAUAAUGUGUAACCAAAUAUGUAUAUCUUAUCUUUUGUAUAACAACUUCUUGGCCUUUGUAAAUGAUUUUUUGGAUGCUGAGGGAGGGAGGCAGGGGAGGAUGGGAAAGCAGUUAAUAAGCAAAUUGUGUUCUUUGGAGAUUUUCUUGUUAUUUUUCAUAUUUUUUCAAUAAAGAUAUGGUUUAAAAAAAAAAAAAAAAAAAAAAAAAACAACCUCACUCAAGACCAAGUUGGGACAGGUGCUCUGCCAUGUCUAUGUGUGGUUUGUGUUUUAUUCCUCUUUUUAAGGUUCCACAGAUGACAAUGUUCAUUUUAUUUUGAAGUUUUUAUUUGAAAGUAUGGGCCAAAAAUGGGAGCUGAAAUAUUUCCAGGUUUUAAUUUGGCCAGUGCAAACUUGUAAAUCGACUUUUUUUUUUUUUUUUUUUUUUUUUUUUUCAA
Molecule: messenger RNA, 5626 nt
Organism: Ctenopharyngodon idella (grass carp)
Lineage: Eukaryota; Metazoa; Chordata; Actinopteri; Cypriniformes; Xenocyprididae
Exons: 2
Coding region: 3107-4108 (333 amino acids)
Source: RefSeq, a predicted model, not a curated record